AUGUCAGAAGACUUCCUGCUACACUGGCCCUAUCUUGAUGAGGUGUACUACCGCCCUAUCAACUUCACUGACCACUGCUUCAAAAUACCCCCCUCGGCAAACAUUGGAACGAUGCCUUGCAGUCACUCAAUGUGUGUGACAGUUAUAGAGCCGAGAAUUCUGGCAGGUCAACACAUCGGUAACAAUAUUAUACGUGGAUGCUUUUCUGGUGUCUUCAAAUAUGGAUCGACACCAAAAUCACAGAGUCAGCAGGUGCUAGAUACAUCGUGCACACGGAUGCCGGCUCACAAACUCCUCCCACCACGACUAGCAGCCAGGAGUAGUAAUAGGACAGUUGAAUUAUGUUGGUGUGCCGGUCAACUAUGCAACUACUACCCAAGUGUUGCAAUCAACCAUAGCGCUUCGACAAAUGUGAUAGCUUCAUUAUUCAUUUUCCUGGUUCUGGUGAUAUUCACGACAUUUUUGUAG
Molecule: messenger RNA, 468 nt
Organism: Caenorhabditis remanei
Lineage: Eukaryota; Metazoa; Nematoda; Chromadorea; Rhabditida; Rhabditidae
Exons: 6
Coding region: 1-468 (155 amino acids)
Biological process (GO): olfactory behavior; response to odorant
Cellular component (GO): extrinsic component of plasma membrane; neuronal cell body; axon
Source: RefSeq, a predicted model, not a curated record